AUGUUCAUUUUAUUUUAUUUAAAUUUAUCUUUCAUGCAAUCGAUAGUGCUUGCACAGUAAAUUACAGCAUAAAGAAUGUAAUAUGUUUUACAAAAAUAUAAGUGUUAGAUCAAUGCGAAAGAUUGUCGCAUUUUAGUAAAAGUCUUAAAGGAUUAAAGUAAAGUUUCAACUUUCUAUUUGGAUUCGGAGUUUUUUUAAAUCUGGCAUGAUGUGACUAUCUGGAUUAAUAAAAAUUUAAAAAAAUUAGUUCUUAAACUCUAUAUUCUUGUCUUCUCCAUAUAAGGAGUAGAGUAAAUCCUUUGCCUCAAUAAUUUGCACAAUACCACCUUUAUAUUUAUGUUAAAAAUAAUAUUUAUAUCUAUAAGAUAUAAUUGUAACAAACGCGUCGUACUUAAUAAAUAUCAAGUCAAAAAGUUACAAAAAAAUACAUAAAUAAAUUUCUCUGUACUAGUAAGUGAAAAUAAUAAUUUAAUUGGAACCUUUGGGUUGUGUGCGUGAAAGACUAGAUGCUCAAUAGUAGACUAUGACAACAGUAAAUAUUUUGAUGAACUUGGGCGGGGUAUGGAAACUGGAACAUACCCCAAACUAUCACUGUGUAGUUGACUAGCUGUUGAGCACGAUGGUAUAAGUGAAUAUUUCUCCGUGAAUAGAUAUCCGUAAAAGUAUUCGUUAAAAUUUAUCACAUUAUCGUGUUAAGUAACUCGGUAAUCUCUCUCUAUAUAUGUGUAUAAAUGCCCAUUAUACGCCAGUGAGAUGGAGAAUUUUUUGAGUUAUCAUCCAGAUUAUUAUUAUUAUUGCGACGACAUUUAUUACGGAGACCCUCGUUGCGAUGAAACUUGUUACGAAAACACUUAUCGCGAUGAAACCUGUGAUGAAAGAACUUGGUACAGAGAAAAUUGUUGCGAAGAAAGAUCAAUUGAUAUUAACUUUUGGAAUAAUUUCAGAGAUGAAGACACGAUGUUGCAAAGUCUAAAUCAACGCCCUGGGCAACCCAUGAACAUGCCCGGCAUGCAGAACAAAAUGCCUGGUAUGAACAUGAUGCCAGCGCAGGCCGGUGGUCCGAUGGGUCACAUGGGCCCAAUUCAGACUAUGCAGAAUAAUCCUAUGCUGACGCAAAUGAAUCAGAUGGGACAGGGGAAUAUCCCUCAACAGAUGAAUCAAAUGGUGCCGGGGCAAAUGGGACAGUUGGCUGCUGGACAGAUGCAACCGAACAUGCAGUCGCAAAUGCAGAAUCAGCUGCCGAAUCAGAUAAACAAUCAAAUCGGAGGUCCAAUGGGUGGCAUACAGGCCAGUAUGCCGCAGCAAAUGAAUCAAAUUGGUCCUGGGCAGUUAGGUCCCGGCCAGAUGCAACAGCAGUUGAAUCACAUUCAGAGAAAGCCGGCUGAAAUGAUGAACGCUGGCUUUCCCGGUCCACGCAACGUCACGCCGAAUCAGUUCCUGAGGCAGAGCCCGUCUCCGUCAGCGCCGAGUCCAGCUGGCUUAGGAGCACCAUCGAGCAAUCAGAUGGUAGCGUCGCCCGCUCUAGUGCCGUCACCGAGUCCUCAGCAUGCCAUUAUGACAGGACCGUCUCGUUCGGUUAAUUCCGUAGGCAUGGCACCCUCUCCAAGCAGCUCGUUAAACACUCCCGGAGGUGUAGGUGCCACACCGAGCCCUCAGCAAGAAGAUCAAGCCUACAGGGAUAAAGUCAGGCAACUAAGCAAAUAUAUCGAGCCAUUACGGAGAAUGAUCGCCAAAAUGAGCAGUGAAGGAAACGUCGAUAAGCUCAGCAAAAUGAAGAAGCUCCUGGAGAUCCUGUCGACCCCCAGCAAACGCAUGCCCUUAGACACGCUGCUGAAGUGCGAAGUUGUUCUGGAAAAAUUGGACUUCAAGAGGGGAGACGGUAGCGUGGGGCCACCGGUGACGACGUUGAAGGAGCACCAGAUUUUCAGCCCGCUAUUAGAGGCGGUAAGCGCGCAUCUCCAAAGCCCGGUGAUCAAUCACACGUUACAGCGUACUUUCGGGCCGUGCCUAGACGCUUUGUUUGGACCGGAGAUCAAAAGUCUGCCAGCGCCAUUGAAGAAGCACAAGAUUGAAGAACCGUCUAGCGAAAUACCGGACGUGUUGCAAGGGGAAAUAGCUCGACUGGAUCAGCGAUUCAAGGUCAGCCUAGAUCCGGCGCAGCAAAGUGGAUCCAAGUGCAUACAACUAAUAUGCUGGCUCGAUGAUCGUCAUCUUCCAUGCGUGCCGCCGAUCUCGGUCACGGUGCCCGCUGACUAUCCGUCGACGCCACCUCGCUGCGUCAUGGCGCCGCACGAGUACGAAGCGACGACGUUCCUCUGUGCCGUGCAGAAAGCUUUAAACGCCCGUAUCGCGAAGUUGCCGCGUCGCUUCUCGCUCUCGCAACUGUUGGACACGUGGGAGAUGAGCGUGCGACAGGCGAGCGCGCCGAGGGAAAUGCUCGUCACUGCCAGUACAGUACUGAUGGGUUUAUAG
Molecule: messenger RNA, 2472 nt
Organism: Ooceraea biroi (clonal raider ant)
Lineage: Eukaryota; Metazoa; Arthropoda; Insecta; Hymenoptera; Formicidae
Gene: MED15
Product: mediator complex subunit 15
Biological process (GO): regulation of DNA-templated transcription
Molecular function (GO): transcription coregulator activity
Source: RefSeq, a predicted model, not a curated record